Messenger RNA from Lactuca saligna, 1501 nucleotides. NCBI's taxonomy places the organism in Eukaryota, Viridiplantae, Streptophyta, Magnoliopsida, Asterales, Asteraceae. The record is from the annotation of a GenBank genome assembly.
AAUUAAGCCAAAAAAACAGCAAAGAGCAUACAAUAUAAUUAUAAUUAUUGUUUGAAAAAUCAAGAAUGUAAUUGCACCACCAGCCACAUGGCUACAGCUGAUUGGGUGGAGGCGGCCCUCCUUACAAGGCCAAUAAUUGAUCAUUCUCCUAAUCCACUCUGGAUUCUUGCUGGCAACCCUCCGCCCCCUCUCCCCUUCAAAAUCCCUUAAACCCUAAUCUUCUCAUAAAAUCACCAACACCUGAAGGCAUUUUUUUCACUACAAUUAAUCCCCAAACUCCAAUGCCCUAGAAAACCCCACUUCAAAAAAUAUGGCAAACAUUCUUCUUCAACAACUUUUCAUUAGCGCCCUUUUCACUCUCUCACUUUCAACUCAUUUCUGUCUCUCAUCCUCUAAACAAUCGGCAACUAUCUACGAUAUCCUUAGAUCAAACGGAUUACCAAUGGGUUUGUUACCGAAAGGCAUCACCAAUUUCACUUUUGACGAUUCGGGUCGGUUUGAGGUUCACUUGGAUCAAGCUUGUAAUUCCAAGUUCGAGAAUGAAUUUCACUACGAUCGGAAUGUUUCCGGCACGUUGACUUAUGGCCAGAUCGACGGAGUCUCGGGUAUUUCAGCCCAGGAUUUGUUCAUGUGGUUUACCGUUAAGGAAAUCCGGGUCGAUAUUCCCAGUACCGGUUUGAUAUAUUUUGAUGUGGGUGUGGUGCAUAAACAGUUUUCUUUGUCGUCGUUUGAUACACCAAGGGAUUGUUUGGUUUCUACUAUAUCUGUUGAUAAUCAGCUCAUCAUUCAAAGUGUGCCUAAGAGGCUAUCAAGAAAACUCCGGACCCCAAAUCACCACCUUCAAGAAGAUUUAAUGGCAGUUUUGUGAAUUUGAAGUUGUUGGCUGCAUAACGAUGAUUAAAUUUAAAAAUGGCACAACAGCUCAAAUCAAGUUAUGGGUAUUUCCGUUCCUUGUAUGUACAUGUUUUUUUUAGAAGAUCCGAAGAUCUUGUGGUGUUCUUGGUUUUGGGUGUUCUUUAUAUAUAUAAUAGUAUAGAGUCUGCAAACAAGUCGCAAAUCGACAUUUUUGAAAGGAUAUGAAGAACACAAUGCAGAAGAAAGUGAAAUUUCAAAGUAUACAUAUUGGAGCAAGGGAUCAAAGGUUGUAUAUCAGGUAUCCACACAAUUGGUUGUUGCUUCAGGUGCAACUCUACUUUCAAAUUAUAUAAAUAAGGGGACGGAAAAGUAUAUUUGAGAUUUUAUUUAGUAAAACAAAUUGCAAUUGAAGUUUAAGUUUAAGUACAAUAACAAUAUUUAUUUAUGUUGUUUUUGUAAUAUCUCACAAUAAAGAUACGUUAACUGGUUUAUGGUCUUGAUAUUCUUAUGUAAAUCUCAUUAUGAUUGUUGUCAAAAGAAAGGAAAUUAUGUACACCAAAAGUAACAAUCGGGUACCAUUAAUGAUUAGCGAUUUAGCAUGCACCACUAACACAUGAUAAUUAGUGUGCUUAAUGUAAUUAUUUAA